AGUGGUGGAAAAGAAUUUUUCGCAUAGUGGUGAAAAACGGCUUUGCAAUCUUUCUUUGCGUUGCCCCGCGUUGACGGAUUGUUUGGGCCCGUUUAGUUUUUAUACGAAAAUAAAGCAAAAUGGCCCUCAAUAUCGCACGCCGUGGCAUCUACACUUGCGCUCGCAGAUACCUCAGUGUGUCAGCGACACAAUGUGAUAAAAUGAUGCCCGACCCGUUCGAACAUGCCACCGGUAUUGAGAAGCAGGAGAUGCUCGCGCGACGGGCGGGAAACAACGACCCGUUCGACAUGGGCCUGUACCACCGCGGCGUGGGUACCAAGGAGCAGCCCAACCUGAUCCCGUCGCGCUUCCAGUGCCGCAUCGUCGGCUGCGUCUGCGAGGAGGACGCCACCUGCGUCAACUACAUGUGGCUCAAGGCCGGCGAGCCCAAGCGCUGCGAGUGCGGCCACUGGUUCAAGCUGGUCGAGGGCGCGCCGCUGCCCGCGCUGGAAUAGGCCGCCGGGGCCGAGCCGACUGUGAGAGCGACCAUGUGCGGCGUGCGAGCGAGAUGAAUAGUCUAAUUACCUGUGAAUCCGGCGCGGUGUUGCGGCGCGGCCCGCAGUGUCGGGUCCCGCUCGGGUGAGGAAUAUACACCACACACAUAUUGUGUA
This is a messenger RNA of Amphibalanus amphitrite, 650 nucleotides long. RefSeq names its product cytochrome c oxidase subunit 5B, mitochondrial-like. NCBI's taxonomy places the organism in Eukaryota, Metazoa, Arthropoda, Thecostraca, Balanomorpha, Balanidae. Bases 120 to 494 code for a protein of 124 amino acids. Gene Ontology annotation, biological process: mitochondrial electron transport, cytochrome c to oxygen. The transcript has 3 exons. Gene Ontology annotation, cellular component: mitochondrial envelope. The record is from RefSeq and is a predicted model, not a curated record.